Messenger RNA from Aegilops tauschii subsp. strangulata, 726 nucleotides. RefSeq lists its product as uncharacterized. The record is from RefSeq and is a predicted model, not a curated record. Lineage: Eukaryota; Viridiplantae; Streptophyta; Magnoliopsida; Poales; Poaceae.
AUGACUUCCUCCGGCUCCUCCUCCUACAACCCCUUCGCCGGGCCGAACCCCACUGACAUCCGCGGCAUCAACAUCCACGACCGCGUCCCCAUCGUCCUCGAUGUCACCGACGCCACGUACUUUGCGUGGAAGACGUGCUUCUCGCUGCUCUUCUGCGAGAACAAUCUCGUGGAUCACGUUGACGGCUCCGUCGACUCCCGCGCCAUGGUGGGCAACUCCGAGUGGACCGCGAUCGACGCCACGCUCAUCUGGUGGUUCUUCACCACCAUCUCGAAGGACCUGUUUCACACGGUCGUGAGCAAUGGUGAUGACGCCCGCGCCGUGUGGGUCAAGCUCAACGGCCUCUUCACCGACAACAAGCUUCAGCGCUGCGUUUUUUUGCAGCAGGAAUUUUUUGACUGUCAUCAGGAUGAUCAGUCUAUCGAUGACUACUGCCGCCGCCUGAAGACGUUGGCGGAUGAGCUCCGUGACAUUGGCGCCAAGGUUGAUGACGACCUCCUCCUCAGCACGCUCACCACCGGCCUCAACGAGGACUUCGGUAACGCCGCCUCCAACCUCUCCCUCAUACCGGAGCCCUCCUUCCCCAAGUUCGUGGCAUACUUGCGGUUGGAGGAGCGUCGGAUGAAGGGGGUCAAGAAGCGCGUGCAGCACCACGCCCUCGCCGCCGGCACCUCGCGUGGUGCCCCUCCAUCGGCCGCCCCGCCCGCGUCUGCGCCCCGCCACUAG